CGAAGCAUCGACAAUACAUACAGUUUCUUCACGAUCGAAGACCUGUUUCGACGGUUCCGCGAAUUGGAAAUUCUGUUUCGAGUAAAAAUCUAUCAUUUCAUUUCACUUUAUGUUUUGGUUGCUGUAAAUAAAGAAAAGCCGUCUAUUUUUACGCCUUCUCACCUCCUGAAAAUAUUCACGUUUUUGGGUAUUUUUAUUUUGUCAUAUUUCUCGUGCGCGGUUGAAUAUAAACGUACAAAAGUGCUAUACGGCAAGCGGCCGCCGUGCAUCUUAAGUUCAAGUGCCCGUUGCUCAUUCGACAAGUAAAAUAAAAAGUAGUUCGAGGCUGUCGGUGCGUUCUAUCCAGCGUGUGUAGAACUGAAGCCAUCUGAAAGCCCCCAAUCCAUCCGUGUUCGUCUAGCGCUGAGAAAGUUACUUCGAAGGUGUUCUGUGGCCUCCGGUUGUGUUGUUUAUUACCCCGAGAGAGAGUGUGUGUAGUGUUCCGCGAUGUCCAAACCAAAGUCUCCGCCCCAUCCAAACCAAGCUGAACAGGAAACGUUCUUCAUGAGGAGCAAGCCCGAUCCUAUUCCGUUCAAUCAGUUCCUUUACAAUUCAGCAGAGGGAACCGUACUCGGUCGUACCGCAGGGUCAUGGGCCAAAAUCGGCACCUUUUAUAUGGUCUUCUACUGUGUGCUGGCUGCCCUGGUUGCCGUCUGCAUGUGGGUCUUCUUCCAAACGCUAGACCCAAGGACUCCAAAGUGGCAACUGGAUCAGUCACUCAUCGGAACCAAUCCAGGUUUGGGCUUCCGUCCACUUCCCUCUGAGGACAACGUCGAAAGUACACUCAUCUGGUACAAGGGCACCGAGGAGAAAAAUUAUAAACAGUGGACAGACGCAUUGGACACAUUCUUGCAAGAUUACCGGACACCUGGUCAAAUCUCGGGUCGGGGGCAAAACAUCUACAACUGUGAUUAUACUCAACCGCCACCGCCAAGAACUGUGUGCGAUGUGGACAUUAAGCAGUACGGCCCAUGCACGCUGGAAAACCACUACAACUACCACAAGAGCGCGCCUUGCAUAUUCCUGAAGUUGAACAAAAUCUACGGCUGGGUCCCAGAAUUCUUCAACGAUUCCAGCAGCUUACCUAGCAAAAUGCCAACCGAUCUGCAGGAUUACAUCAAGACGGUCGAAAAACAGGAGAAGCACACCAUGAACACCGUCUGGGUGUCGUGCGAAGGUGAAAACGCUUCCGACAUCGAGAGUAUGGGACCCGUCAAGUACUACCCACGCCGUGGUUUCCCAGGUUACUACUAUCCGUACGAAAACUCCGAAGGUUACCUCAGUCCACUCGUCGCAGUACACUUCGAGCGACCAGUUCGCGGACUGCUCAUCAACAUCGAGUGCAAAGCAUGGGCUCACAACAUCAAGCACGACAGACACGAACGUCUCGGAUCGGUGCAUUUCGAGCUGAUGAUCGAUUAAACUUACACACACAUACACUCACGAGGACUUCGAUCGUUCUCGGCCGCUUCCUGGUUUCUUUUUCUUCGGCUUAGUUUUGAGAACCGGAUUUAGAAACGCAGAACCCUGUCAUUAACAAUUGUAUUUUCAAAACAGACAAUCAGGAAGCGAGAUUUUAUACACAUCUCAUACACUCGUGUCAUUAUCAACCGAAAUGCAAAAUUCUAAAUCUUAAAUAAUAGUCUAUUGUCAAAUGAGGGUUGCGAUAGGGGAACAUUGUAGGAAUACAAUUAGGCGAUCUCACGAUCUUCUUUGAAAUGUAGGAGGAAACACAAAGGAUGCAGUAAGAACGUUAGCAAAAAGUAGUGUAGGAAAAAGGUAAGAUUGUUGUGCUUGUAUUUUUUUUUAUUAUUAUAAAUAAUAAAUGAAGUUGAGAAUAUUAUUUAACUACCAUUCGAUACUGUUGAGCAUUGAUUUGAUGAUUUCGAUCUGGAAAAAAUUAUAAUACAAAUAGCUAUGCAUGCAUUGACGGAUUCGAUCAUUCUGCCAGUAGACAGGAUCGAUAACUACUUAUUGAUUCUUGUAAAACUGCCAAUAGAAUGUGUCACUUGAAUAGGGAAUGCCACUAUACCAUUCAUACUGCAGAGGUUUAAUUAUGUUUGAAUGGCAGGGAGAUUGGUUGUUGAUCUUCUGCCUGCGAUAGAAACUAAAAACACAACCAUAAAAGCACAUUCAGUCCAGCUAGACAUCCUAGAAUCGAAUCCAAAAUAGUUACGAUAGAUAGUAAAAUAAAAAUCAAUAAAAGUAUUAUGAAGUGUGGCAAAGCCAGUAAGAUUGACCAACUCUCCGGUAUUAAUAAACAGGGUGCCAACAUCGUUCACACGGGAGUUAACCCUAACCCAUGUCGGUGUUUUAUACCAUGCGGUCGCGGAACGAGAAUAAGACGAUUGUAAGACGUUAUUAGGCUACAUUAUGUCGGCCAGAAACGAUCUAUUCUUUUCUGCAUUUCGAAUUUCAAUGUCGUGCGUGAUUUUAUUAGAUUUGUUUUCCGAGCAAAGAAUAUACACAUUGCGUCCUUGGAAUCUAAAUUCCAUUCUUCUGCUAUCUGAAAAAAAGUUUGAGAGCUAAAUCUUUCAGGGUGAAUUAUUGUGCUUCAGGUUUGUAUUGUAAAAAAUGGAGAAUAUGUAUUCUCCGUGUACGAUUAAUAUCAAUCUACAGUCCAAGAUGCAACUUUGUAAAUGAUGGAAAAUAAAAUAAAACAGAAACAUCA
This is a messenger RNA of Toxorhynchites rutilus septentrionalis, 2710 nucleotides long. Its product is annotated as sodium/potassium-transporting ATPase subunit beta-2-like. Gene Ontology annotation, cellular component: sodium:potassium-exchanging ATPase complex. The record is from RefSeq and is a predicted model, not a curated record. The transcript has 7 exons. Gene Ontology annotation, biological process: intracellular potassium ion homeostasis; potassium ion import across plasma membrane; intracellular sodium ion homeostasis. Lineage: Eukaryota; Metazoa; Arthropoda; Insecta; Diptera; Culicidae. Gene Ontology annotation, molecular function: ATPase activator activity. Bases 487 to 1461 code for a protein of 324 amino acids.